UCACGUGUCACUGUCAGAGAGGAGAGGACAGUUUAAAUGGGCGUAUUCGGUCACAGAACUAGUCAGUUAGGCUAUCUACGCUGGAAUACUUCCUUAUUCCGAGCUACAGUCGCCGAGGAUUCAGUUUUACCUUACAGUCAUCUGAAGAAUGUAUAAUACUUUGGAAUAACUGCUCUUCAGAUACUUGGAUAAACGGUCAGUAAGAUUGACUCAAUUUAAAUGGAGUAAUUUCGUAUGCAACUAACGUUACUGUAGGCUACUCGAUAUUGGUUUACACUAGACUGUCGUCUGUGGACAGUGUAAUAAAAUAAAAUUGUUAGAGACAUUGUUGCCAGUUGCUGUGUGAUUUUGGUUCCAGAUCAAAAUCAAAUAAAAUAAAAUGUUUUUGUCACAAGCGCCGAAUACAACGGGUGUAGACUUUACCGUGAAAUUCUUGCUUACGAGCCCUUCCAAACGAUGCAGAGUUAAAAGAUAAUAAUACAAAAUUAAAUAGUAACACGAGGAAUAAAGCUAUAUACAGGGAGGACCAGUACCAGAUCAAUGUGCAGGGGUACGAGGUAUUUUAGGUAGAUAUGUACAUAAAUGCAGGGUAAAGUGACCAGGCAUCAGGAUAUAUAACAAUACGAAUAAAGAACAGAGUAGUAGCAGCAGCAGCCUAUGAGUGUGAAAGUGUGUGUGUAUGUGAAUGUGUGAGAGUCAGUGUAGUCUGUAUAUUGUGUGUAUAUCUAGUCCUGUGAGUGUACAUAGAGUCAGUGCAAGAUAGGGUCAAUGCAGAUAGUCGGGGUAAACAUUGAAUUAACUAUUUAGCAGUCUUAUGGCUUGGGGGUAGAAGCUGUCUCGGAGCUUGCCUAUACAUCAGACGCUUACCAUGGCUACUCCGUGGAUUUUCAGUCUGACCGAAGUCGCCCUAAAAAAAUACUUACUUUACUGGUUAUACAUGCCGUUGGUCCUUUUGGCGGUAGGAGGUGGAGAUAGGUUAUCCACAGGAAAGUGUUGUUUACUUGACUUUUUGCGGCGCCAGUAGGUUCUGUCGCUUGUAUUUUAAAUCUCUUGACUCAUUGCACGAUAUGUAAACAGUAACCCAACGUAGUCCACCGAAGCACGUUUCCUCGCAAUCAGCUGGAAGUGUUUGCGGUUCAGUCGGUGGUUCGGUUAGGCUCAGCCAUAUUGUGGAAGUGUUUGUCACGUGCGAAUUGCAUCUGUAUUGAAAAUAAAAACCGUAAAUACAAACCGAAAUACAGCCCAGUGUACUGAAGGUCGGGUUGAUAACACUUCCCUAUGGAUAUUUUCUAUCAGAUUACCUCUGACAUAGGGACAAAAUCAGAGGACAACAGGUAAAGUAAAUUGAAAUGAAGUUUGUUCAACAUUCUGACUUGUAAUGGGACUGUUCAGGAAUGCUGAGCCUACAUUUUAGAGACAAGUGUGUAAGUAUUUCACUCUCGGAUUCUAAAAGAGGCUAUCUCGGAGCCUGUUGGUCUGGUACCGUUUGCCACACGGUAGCAGAGUGAACAGUCUAUGGCUUGGGUUGCUGAAGUCUUUGGUAAUUUCUCUGGCCUUCCUCUGACACCACCUGAUAUAGAGGUCCUGGAUGGCAGGGAGCUCGGCCCAGUGAUGUACUGGGCUGUCCGCACCACCCUCUGUAGCGCUUUGCUGUCGAUGGCGGUGCAUUUGCCAUACCAAGCUAUGAUGCAGGCAGUCAAGAUGCUUUUGAUGGAUCAGAGGGCCCAUGCCAAAUCUUUUUAGCCUCCUGAAGUGGAAGAAGCGCUGUCGUGCCCUCUUCACGACUGUUCGGUUGUGUGUGGACCAUGCUAAGUCCUUAGUGAUAUGGACGCCAAGGAACUUGAAGCUCUCAACUCGCUCCACUACAGCCCCAUGGAUGUGGAUGGGGCGUGCUCUCCCCCCUUUCUCCUGCAGUCCACGAUCAGCUCCUUUGUCUAACUGGCUUUGAGAGGUUGUUGUCCUGGCACCAUACUGCCAAGUCUCUGACAUCCUCCCUGUAGGCUGUCUCUUCGCCGUCGGUGGUCAGGCCUACCACCGUCGUGUCGUCAGCAAAAUUAUUCAAAUUCAUUGUUUUACACUAUCUAAUCCAGGGGUGUCAAACUCAUUUUAGCUCAGGGGCCACAUGGAGGAAAAUCUAUUCCCAAGUGGGCCGGACCGGAAAAAUCAUGGUGUAUAUAUAUAACUUAAAAACAACAACUUCAGAUUGUUUUCUUUGUUUUAAUACGAUCAACAUACAACAUAAAGCUGGAGCCUGAGGACAGUGUGUCCAAAAUAGUACAAGCACAACAUCACUAUUAAUCAUAAAACACGUCAAGUUUAUUUGAAAAUUCUAAAGAAAAAUAACACACAAACACACAAUGCCUCAGUGAUUAACAGAACUGUUUCACAGAUCACAGAACUAUAUCAGGGGGUCAUUUCUCAGGCAGAAAUGUAGAUAAAAAUAAUGAAAUCCUGUUCCCCAAACAAGUGCAUGAACCACAGAGUCAAGAAUAGGUUAAAUAUACAAAUAAAAUAAAAUCAAUUAAAAACAAUAGCACAUCAACAUAAAAACAUAUAAACAUAAAGCUGGAGCCUGAGGACAGUGUCCAAAAGCACAACAUCACUAUUAAUCAUAAAACACCUCAAGUUAUUUGAAAGUUCUGAGGACAAAGAACACACAAACACACAAUGCCUCAGUGAUUCACAGAAGUAUAUCACAGAUCACAGAACUAUAUCAGGGUGUCAUUUCUCAGGCAGAAAUGUAGAUAAAAAUAAUGAAAUCCUGUUCCCCAAACAAGUGCAAGAACCACAGAGUCAAGAAUAGGUUAAAUAUACAAAUAAAAUAAAAUCUAUUAAAAACAAUAGCACAUCAACAUAAAAACAUAUAAACAUAAAUCUGAAAGCGUUGCUCAAACUCCCGUAACAGUCCCGUUAUUUUAUCUUUGAACCGCUUCAUGUCUGCCACAUGUUGGGUCGCGCACACAUUUUUCAGACAGGGGAAGUGAGCUGCAUCACCACGGGCAAGUUGCGUCUCCCACAAUGACAGCUUCAACUUGAAAGAACGUAUGCUGUCAUAAUACUGCGUGACAACUUUGUUGCGCCCUUGCAGCUGUUUGUUCAAGUUAUUCAGGUGCUCUGCACCAUCUGUAGCCUGGCUGACAGCGCGGGACCAGUCCACUCCGACCCUGUCCAGCGCGCCGACGAGUGCGGUAAAAAUAUCAGCUGCUGUCGUUGUAUCUGUCAUCGGCACCAACUCCACGAACUCCUCGGUGACGGUCAAUGUGUCAUCAACUCCGCGGAUGAAAAUGGCCAGUUGUGCAACAUCUGUAAUGUCCGUGCUUUCAUCAAUUGCAACCGGAAACGCAAUAAAUGACUUUACUUUUUGCUUCAACUGGCUGUCCAAAUCCACUGAAAGAUCGGAAAUCCUGUCUGCAACUGUGUUUCUUGUCAGGCUGAUAUUUGCAAAAGCUUUUCAGGGCACACAAUCUCCGCUGCCUUCAUCAUGCAUGUUUUUACGAAUUCACCCUCACUAAAUGGUUUUGAAGCCACUGCGAUUUCAUUAGCAAUGAGGUGGUCCUCUGUAGCUCAGCUGGUAGAGCACGGCGCUUGUAACGCCAAGGUAGUGGGUUCGAUCCCCGGGACCACCCAUACACAAAAAUGUAUGCACGCAUGACUGUAAGUCGCUUUGGAUAAAAGCGUCUGCUAAAUGGCAUAUUAUUAUUAUUAUUAUUAUUAGGUAGCUAGCUUUCACUGCAGCGUCACUGAUGUCUCGGCUGUGAGUAAACACAGACUGCUGUUUCUUCAGACCCGCCAACAGUUCAUUCACCUUCUCUCAUCUCCGCUGUCCUUGAAAGUUGUCAUAUUUGUCGGCAUGAAGACUCACAUAGUGGCGACGAAGGUUAUAUUCUUUCAGCACUGCAACAUGCUCUGAACACACCAAACAUACAGCUUUCCCAUUCAAUUCCAUGAAUAAAUAGGAUGACCAUUUUUCUUGGAACACUCUGCACUCUGCGUCCACUUUUCUCUUUUUUGACAGAGACAUAUUGGGGCAAUGAGGGUACCAAAGCACAUAAUGUUAAAAGUAGAAGCCGUAAUAAAUAUCUCGGGCAAAACAAAGUCGCUCAUUGGCUGCACGUGCUUGACCUACUUGCUCUGCCCCGGUAUAAACAGUUUGCUUGCUUAACACAAUUGCUAUUGCGCCAUCCAGUGGACGCAAUUGGAACAGCAGUUUAUUUUAUUGAAAAAUUGCAGCGCAUUUUUAUACUUUACAAUAUAUAUAUAUAUAUUUUUUUUUUUAUCAUCUCGCGGGCCGAAUUAAACCCGUUUGCGGGCCUGAUCCGGCCUGCGGGCCGGACGUUUGACACCCCUGAUCUAAUCACAGCACUGGCAGACUAUGGUUGACCAACUCCCUGACCAAAAUGGCUGACCUUUUAUCCCAUCAUAAGAAAGUCCAUUCUAGUAUUCUAAUUCCCAAUACUAUUGUGAUAUCACUGAGCUGGAUGUUGAAUUAUUGUUAAAAAUGGCAUAAACAAAUAUCGCAAUGUAAAAAAAUUAAAUAGAUUAAUUGUUUUGGGGAGGUUUCCCAAGACAACAAAAACAUCCUAAACUGAAUUGAUUUCAAAAGCUGUGUAUACCUCUACCCAGAGACCUGUCUCUGCCUCUACCUAUCUGUCACUUAUUUAUAAAUUAGAACCUUUAAAAGUCAUGCUUUGAGUGUGACAGCACAAUGUGACCUCCCAUUCUCAUAAUACAAGUGAAUGAUCAGAAGGAUAGUAUAAUACUUUCUUUACUUCUUCCCCUGACAGGGUGCUUGCUAGUCACACAACUUCUGCAUUGCUUGUUAGCAGGACCAUUGUGCACUUUAGAAGAGGAAUGGAAUCAAAAGGAGAAGGGAAGGACAAGUUCUUUAUAGUGACACAGGGGAAGGCGAGAAAAGGCUUCUCCAGAGGAUGUAUCGGCCGUGUGGAGGCAGUGAUGCAUAAUGGAGAGCUGAUGGGACUGUUGUACGGAGGUGGCAGCAGUGGGAACCCUAAGAGCGGGGACAUGGUGAAGAGGGAGGACACGUACCCCCUCACCCGCCACCAGGCCCAGCUGCUGCUCUUCGUGUCUCCCUCCAGCAAACGCCUGGAGCUCCUGUGUAACCCUCAGCUCUUUUCGGCCAUCUGUGUGCUGUCUCAGGAUGACCUGGUGGUGGUUAAGCACAAGAAAGGUCACCAGCCAGGCCUGGUUCGGAACCUGAUGCUGAUCGGUAAGAAGGAGAACCAAGGGGACCUGCUGAUGCUGGGCUUUGAGGUUGAGUUUGUGGUGAGUAUGCAACUUCUACAAGUCUGGUAUGCAAGCCCAUAUCAGCAUAGGGAAUGGCUUCCAGUAUUUUGUCCAAUGUAUAAGCACAUAAUCAGGAAUUUCUGUCUGUUUGAAUGUCUGUUUGAUCCUCUCAUCGAUAAGAGAAACAUUUUAGCCUAUUGAUGCCACAGUAUGGCAGACACUGUGAACUGUACCUGUCAAGUCACUUGAACCUCUCAUUGAUUUACAUGAGUGACAGCAGGAGACAAGAAUGUUCCUCUCAGGGGAAGAUCCAAAAUGUUAUCUGAUUAGUUACAGCACCUAACUUUUACAUAACAUCUGAAACUUGAUAACAUUGUCUGAGCAAUUGGCAGUUGCUCGAAAGCAGUUUGUUGUAUUUCCGGCUCGCCAGUAAAAAUUCUCAGCACAGCUACUGUAUGGGAUUGAGUGUACUUGAUUUACUGUAAUUGUCCUGUUUCCUUUCCAUUUCAGCAGGACUCUGAUCAAACAGUGUCCUCUAAGAAGCCAGCCCCUCUCCCCCUAUUCAGUGCAGCAGACAUUGUCCAGGUUGUCCCAGCAUACUCUGUAGGCAUUGGCCCUCGCUGGAAAGACAGUCAUUCAGAGGGUCAGUACUGUAUGUUUACUUGCUAGUGAUCAAUGCCCAUGCAUUCUCAUGGGAUUAGGAUGCAAGCACAUAGACCUACAUGUAUUUGUUUACCAAAUAUGACACAUUUACCUGGCUUUUCUAGUUUUCUAACCCAUUAGCCUACAUCAGGGAUGGGCAACUGGCGGCCCCCCUUCUGUAGGCCCGUGGACCAGUAUAUAGCAAAAUGUGUAGACUUGCAGGAAAUUAGCUGUAAAACUGCACAUUUUUCUCUCCGCCCCAUGGCAAAAUGAGUAGAAUCGCAUGAAAUGAGUUAGAAAAUUGCAGAAUCUUCUCUCUGUACCAUGGCAAAUUGUGUAGAAUUGCAGGAAAUUAACUUUAAAUCUUAAAAUGUUUCCCUUUGCUGUCACGAGGGGAGCCGCUUAUCAGUUAGAAAUGGUAAAUGUUAUUGAAUGGCAAUGAGCUGCACCUGUGGCUAGACAGUGCGGUGUACAGAACUGGUCAAACUGGUCGAGGUGCUCUGGAAUGUAGCAGCAGAGAUCCAUCACAUGCUCUGGAAUUUGUGUAUAUUUGUGGAGAUAGACAUGACAUGGGAUUUGUGACAAGGAGAGAAACCAUGUGAUGUGUGAUUUUUUUACCCCACCUCUUCAACUUCUUCUCCCCCAGAUCUAAACAGAAAGGUGGUGUCACGUAUCAACUCCAUGCCUAAUAUGGGAUCUCGUGGACGACAAGUGAGAGAUAUAAACCAUUUAGACCAGAGUGUCACCCAAACAUCAACCCAAAGCCCGUCACACCACCCUUUUGAGGUGGGAUCCAUGGUGCAGGUAACAUCCAACACUGGGAUCACUGUAUAUGGGGUGAUCCGUUGGAUGGGCGUCCUUUCAGAAAAUAAAAACGACUGGGCCGGAAUUGAGCUGGUGAGUGUAAGAUGUGAACUGUGUAAGCAAUGUUAUUGAGCUUGCCUAUUCUUCUCCUCAGAUUAGAUUCCUCAGCAACUCCUUUAUGCUUUUGCCAUCAGGAUUACGAGGUGAAUAAUUGCUCAGACGGGAUGUAUGGAGGUCAGCGGUAUUUCACUUGUAAAGUGGGCAGGGCCUUGUUUGUGCCCCUCACAAAGUGCAGUCCAGAUGGAAGGUUCCUAUGUCCCCCCUCUGAAAAGGAGACCCUCAAAGCCACAGAUAUCCCCCCAGGUUAGACACCACUUACAUAGGUCCUACUCCUACCUAACGCUGACACACACAUAAACAGUGUAGAUAAUCUCAGGUUAUGGCAUUGUAAUAAUAGCCUUGUAUGCAUUAGUUUGCAGCCCACACCUCAAACCAAACACACAAUGAAUCAAACACCAACCAACAGCAGAUAUAAAAUAUUUACCAGUUGUAUUUCUAUUAUCUAAGUGGUACAUAAUAAUGUUUUUGUAUGGUUUGUAUCAGUCAUUCCAUUGGAGGAAACAGACGAGAACGUCCCUCCUAUACCUGAGUCGGAAGCCCUGUUUUUGCUCGUGGGCAAGAUGAAGGGGAUCCAGGGGCACUAUAACUCCUGCUACCUCGACGCCACUCUCUUCAGGUAAACUUAACUCAAUCCCCUCUGGUCAAAUGGUUUUUCCUGUAGGUCACUGUUCCUAACUCUCAUAAUUGUAUUACAAUUUAACACUAUUUAUUGGGCAUCCUUUUCAUUGAGCCCAGUUUAUUGUAGUAAAGAAGGACUUAAUGUUGCACCAUGACCACUGUUAAGUUAAUAAAGCUACUACUUCUCUCCACAGUCUGUUCAGCUCAUCUAUGACCCUGGACAGUGUUUGCCACAAACCAGCUGACACAGAAAGUAGCAUAUCUCGCUCUCUGAAGAAAGACAUUGUCAACCGUUUGCGCAGGUAGAAACAUUGUCUGUACUUGCAGUUUUCUAGAUCCUCUUGACCCUCAGGCAGGCCUGUAUUAUCAGCUGGUCUUCAAAAUAAGGGCGUUAUGACAUUGUAAUUCAACCUAGACUGAAAAACAAAGCAUUCAUCUGGUUGUAACGCAUGUCUGAUAUUACUCUGGCGGAUUGGUAGUGUAUUUUCAGGUAUAUGCACUUCAUAUGAAUGUGCAUCUCUGUGUGUUUGUAUAAUGUGAAAGUGUGUUGUGUGUAUCUUUGUGUGUGGCCACCAAGAGUGACACCAGUGUGUGUGUUAUCCACAGACAAGGUUUUGUGCCUGCUGAGAGCGUAAUGAACUUCCGCAAGCAGCUCGGCUGUGACACCUUUGUAACAGAAGAGAAAGGUACGCUCACACAUUUCUCAUAGUGCUGUUUCUAUGGGUCUCUUUACUGUCAUGUUUAAACAGAAAUGUAAUACCAGCCCAGGGAAAUGAUGUCUAAAUGGUGUAAUCCUGCCUCCCUGUAGACCCUGAAGAGUUCAUCACAAUCCUUUUACAGCAGGUGCUUUGCAUGAAGUCAUUGAUUAAACUCAGGUUUGAACCAGUUCACCUUUCACCUUUCUCUGCUGCUCUAGUUGACCUCCUGACCCAUAUCUUUUCUCUUUCUAGCAUGUUAUUCUGUAGGCUACUUAUUGCUCGUUGCUUCUCCUCCUCACACUUCUUAUCUCCAUUCUCAUUGUCUGGGCUUCUGAGUUUCUGUUAGAUCUUAUUUGACACUCUGCCAUGACUGAGUUGCUUAACUUGAUUGUUCUCUGGGCCUCAGGUCGAAUAACAACACAUCUCAGGAGGCCUACACAUUCCAGAUUAUUCUGGAUAAGGAGCAGGUGACACAGACUCCCACUGUUCAGCAGCUACUGGAUAUCUCCUUGCUGUCUUGUGGCCUCAAGUUUGAGGAGGUGGGUGAUACUGUGCAAGGUUAUCUAAGGAGCAAUGUUUACAAGGCCUUGUAGGCAGCACAAGUUUUGUUUAGAAGGCGAUCACUUUGCUUUAAUAUUUAGGCCCUGUGCAGUCAAAAACGAGAUUUUCCUGUGUUUUAUACAUAAUUCCACACUGAGGUUGGAAUAAUAUUGUAGAAUUGUAAAAAUGAUGAUAAUGCCCUUUUAGUGUAAGAGCUGUUUGAAAAGACUGCCUGUUAUUUCCGCCUGUUUUGAUGGGAUGGAGUUUUGGCUUGCCUGGUGUCAUCACCAGGCGGUAAAUUGAUUAAUAGACCAAUAAGAAAUAGAGUUCCAAACCUCUCUGCCAAUAACAGCUAGUUUUCAGUUUUACCCUCCCCACUCAAACCACUCCCAGAUAGUCCUAGCAGAAUUCUUGCUUGAGAAAUUGCUCUUUGCUAAGAAGCUAUUUUUGUUUCUUUUUUUACAAUUUUAAUUGAAAACAAUCACAGUAACGUACAGUACUUAAUUAUUAACCAGAAAUGAUUUGAUAUUCAGAUAAAAACGGCUCCAUAUGUCCCUCAGAUCCCAUCCUGCCUCAUGGUCCACAUGCCAAGGUUUGGGAAGAAGUACAAGAUGUUCCCCCACAUCAUCCCCUCAACAGAAUUUGACAUCACAGAUCUUCUAUACAACUGUGAGUUACAGCAUCAGUCAAUGUUUAUAAAGACUCACAGGGGUUUUUGCAAAACGCUUAAUCACACAUCUGCCACGUAUACCUAUGAAUAAAAGUAAGGCCAUGCAGUAACUCCCUGCGCAUAGCUUACCAUUGUAAACUGUCUUCAGGUUGAGUGACACCUUCCCACUUUCUUCUCCCAUCAGCCCCCCGAGAAUGCUUCCUCUGUGGGCGUUUGGCAGAGUAUGAGUGCCCCCAGUGCCUACAGGACCGUAAGCUCCAGCCAGGAAGGAAUCAAACAGUACUGCACUACCUGCAAGACACAGGUAUACAGUGGGGUCAGAAAGUCCUGACACCCUUGAUAUAGAUGAGCAAAAAUGACUGUAUAAAAUAAAUAAAUACUGAGCUAUAUUGUCUUCUUUUUUUUAAAGGGGAAAUUAUAUUAUUUUAUACUAAUACAAUUGCUCAGAGAAAUGUUGUUAAAAAUUAUUGACACCCCUGUUUUCAAUACCUUGCGAGGAUAAUGGCACUGAGCCUUUUUCUAAAAGGUUUUAUGAGUUGGAGAACACAUUGGGAGGGAUUUUAGACCAUUCCUCCAUACAGAAUCCUUCCAGAUCCUUGAUAUCCUUCAUCUGCGCUUACUGACUGCCCUUAACAAGGGCCCCAGGACCAGUGGAAGCAAAAUAGCCCCAUAACAUCAACGAUCCACCACCAUAUUUUACAGUAGGUAUGCGGUUCUUUUCUGCUCAUGCAUUCUCAUUUCAAUGCCGAACCCACCACUGGUGUGCGUGGCCAAAGAGCUCAAUUUUCAUGUCAUCCAACAAAUGAAAUGCCAGGAGUUUCCUAAACCGCAUUGGCACUUGGAUUGGAACCGGUGCUUUGGUCAGAUUACAUGAAAAUAGAGCUCUUUGGCCAGGCACGCCAGUGGUGGGUUUCGCAUCGAAAUGAGAAUGCAUAAGCAGAAAAUAACCCCAUACCUACUGUAAAAUACGGUGGUGGAUAUUUGUUGUUAUGGGGCUAUUUGGCUUCCACUGGUCCUGGCCCACUGAGCAAAGACGUCAAUUCAACGUCUAGUCCACGUUGGUUCAAUGUAAUUUCAUUGAAAUGACAUGGAAACAACUUUGAUUCAACUAGUGUGUGCCAAUUUUCUUUAGCAUACAAUAUAGCUCAGUAUUUGAAUUAGUUUAUUUUAAACAGUCAUUUUUGCUCAUCUUUAUCAAGGGUGUCAAUCAUUUCAGACCCAACUCUAUACAGUUAAGCAGCAUGACUCUUUGAGCUACAGCUUUUCUACCUGCAAGUCUAUUGAUUUCGUCUCCUUUAUCUAACUGAAUCUCCCUAUCUACUUUCCCUCUUUCCCAUCCUCCCUUCCCUCUCUAUCUCCACUUCUCCCUUUGUGACAGGUGCACACUCAUCCCUCUCGGCACGGCCACUGCCCUAGAGCCCUGGCAGUGCCAGCGGAGGUGGCGGCAGAUGCCCCUGUACCCAGGCACAAAAUGCAGUUGUUCGCUGUGCUCUGCAUCCACACUAGCCACUAUGUGUCCUUUGUGAAGUAUGGCCCUGGCCCUCGCUCAUGGCUCUUCUUCGACAGCAUGGCAGACAGAUGUGGUGAGAUUAACCUCAAAGAACAAAAUUACAAUACAUUACCAAAAGUAUGUGGACACCUGCUCGUCGAACAUCUCAUUCCAAAAUCAUUGGCAUUAAUAUGGAGUUGGUCCCCCCCUUUGCUGCUAUAACAGGCUCCACUCUUCUGGGAAGGCUUUACACUAGUAACUUGUUGGAAAGGUGGCAUCCUAUGACGGUGCCACGUUGAAAGUCCCUGAGCUCUUCAGUACGGGCCAUUCUACUGAAAAUAUUGAUCUAUGGAGAUUGCAUGGCUGUGCUCGAUUUUAUACACACAGGUGUUGCUGAAAUAGUCGAAUCCACUCAUUUGAAUGGGUGUCCAUAUACUUUUGGCCAUGUAGUGUAUAUUUUUUGAAGAAUCCUGUCAGUUGCCAUCAAAAGUCUGUGAAGCACUGUAUAUUUCAAAACCUAUUGAGUGGAUGUCGCGUUGGUAAAACAUUAUUCUAAAAGGAAGAACAGACCGCUUAAUCCAUUUGUUCUGAGGUGCUGAACAAAUAAUAAUUUCUGUUGAAUUGCAGACUGUUCCUUGCCUUGUAAAGUUAUUUAUUUGUAUUUCUUGUUCACUAGAUACCCAAUUACUUACUUUGUCUUAGAACCUGAUGUAGAGAACACUGCAACCUGACGUAAAUGUCUAGUCUUAUCAGUCUUUCACUUGUCAGAUCUCUAAUCUUCAGUCCCCUCAGGUGAUGACCAGAGUGGCUACAACAUUCCAGAGAUCAGAGCUUGUCCAGAGGUGGGUGACUUCCUGUCUCAGUCAGAGGAGGAGCUAGCACGGGCUGACCCCUCCCAGGCUGGAGAGCUUGUCCGCAGGCUGCUGAGUGACUCCUACAUGUGUUUAUAUCAGAGUGCCUCCAUGGCACUCUACAGA
Coregonus sp. 'balchen' is the source of this 11802-nucleotide messenger RNA. NCBI's taxonomy places the organism in Eukaryota, Metazoa, Chordata, Actinopteri, Salmoniformes, Salmonidae. The record is from the annotation of a GenBank genome assembly.